Dacryopinax primogenitus is the source of this 2265-nucleotide messenger RNA. RefSeq names its product Sec1-like protein. The record is from RefSeq and is a predicted model, not a curated record. Gene Ontology annotation, biological process: intracellular protein transport; vesicle-mediated transport. The transcript has 13 exons. Bases 1 to 2265 code for a protein of 754 amino acids. NCBI's taxonomy places the organism in Eukaryota, Fungi, Basidiomycota, Dacrymycetes, Dacrymycetales, Dacrymycetaceae. Gene Ontology annotation, molecular function: syntaxin binding. Gene Ontology annotation, cellular component: plasma membrane; secretory granule.
AUGUCUUCUCUCAUCGAAAUAGUCCGUAAACGCUUUCUUGAUGCUAUCCGAUCCGUGAACCCCGCCGGACGAUGGAAGAUCGUGGUUGUGGACGAGCACUCGCAGAAGCUGCUUGGGGCUACGCUGAAGAUGUUCGAUAUCCUGCAAGAGAACGUUACGCAGGUCGACGCCAUCAACAGCAACCGCACACUGCAGCCGAAUCUGGAGGCAAUGUACCUUGUCAUGCCGACGACCCAGAACGUAGAGAGGAUUAUCAACGAUUUCUCGAGUGGGAAGCAGCAGUAUGCUGCUGCGCACCUGUUCUUCAUUGAAGGCUUGCCAGAACCUCUCUUCCAGCGCUUAACCGCCUCAGCUGCGGAACCCUUCCUCCGCCAGCUUGUUGAGCUCUCUAUAAACUUUUGGCCAUUGGAGAAACAAGUCUUGAGCUUAGAGCAUCCCGACUUUUUCUUCAGUUUCUUCAGUCCUCCACCUUCCCAAGCCUUAUUCCAGGCUGCCUACGAGCGUUUUGAAGAUGAUUUAUGGUUCACAAGCCGUUGCAUUGUGAAUGCUUGUAUUCAACUUGAAGAAUUCCCCCUUAUUAGAUACCAUCAGCCAUCUACCCACGGUGGGUUGGGCCCUCUCAAGCCUCCCGAGCCGGUCGUUCCUGAGUCGACCUCUUCUUCUCGUUGGAAGGGCGCGCGACAAGCACAGCCGCAAGCUGAAGUUGUGGACGAUCAUAUCUCCAAGCGACUAGCGUACAUGGUGCAAGAUGCUUUGGAUGAGUACCGUAGAACGAAUCCCGAAUUUCCUAAAUCUGCUAAUGCGCCUCGACCAAGAGGAGUUUUGUUCAUUACUGAUCGUACCAUGGAUUUAUACGCGCCAUUAUUACACGAGUUCACCUAUCAAGCGAUGGCGGUGGAUCUGCUCCCUAUCGAGGAUGGAACCAAAUACAGAUACAAGUUCCAAUCCUCCAUUGGAGCAUCAGAGGAUAAGAUUGCAACUCUCUCGGAUGCCGAUCAAGUUUGGACACAAGUCCGACAUAUGCACAUGCGAGAAGCGAUUGAUAAACUCAUGGAGGAUUUCAACAAAUUCCUCGAGGAGCAUGCUGGCUUCAAGGAAGGAUCCGGCGCCACGAGUUUGAACGACAUGAAGGACAUGCUUGCGAGCUUGCCUCAGUAUCAGGAACAGCGAGAAAGGUUCUCCACUCAUCUCAACAUUGCUCAAGAAUGCAUGGCUCUCUUCGAGCGAAAGAAGCUGCCUCUCACAGCGAAUGUGGAACAAUGCUGCGCGACCGGUCUAAACACAGAUGGCAAGUCUCCCAAAACCCUAGUGGAGGAGAUGGUGCCUCUGUUGGAUGAUCGAUAUGUCAGCAACCGUGAUAAAGUCCGCAUCAUUGCCCUCUACAUCUUGUAUCGAGAUGGUGUGGCGGACGAGGAUCGACGGCGACUGUUCCAGCAUGCCCGGUUGACCAUGGCUGAACAAGAUGCAGUCAAUAGCCUGGUGCACCUUGGGGCAAGGAUCUUGCGUGGAGCAAACGACGGUAAUCGCAAACGAUCUAAAGUCAAGACCAGUGACGACGAACAAUAUGAGCUAUCCAGAUAUCGCCCGGUCCUUAAAACGGUGCUUGAGGAUCAUUUCGCCAAUAAAUUGGAAAUGACAUUCUUCCCGUAUGUUCGUGACGCACCAGUAACAACCAUACAAGCCUCGCAGCUGCGCAGUCCGGCCAAUCCAACAUCCGCGGCUUCUUUGAGAAGUGCGAAACCUAACUGGGCUCGUGCACAGAGGGCCGGCGCACCAGUUGCCGAAAUUCGACAGCGGGCACUAGUCUUCAUAGCUGGUGGUAUGACCUACUCCGAGAUGCGAACUGUCUAUGAGGUUUCCGCGGCUCUGGGUAAAGACAUCUUCAUUGGCUCCACUCAUGUGUUCAGCCCGGAGCAGUUUGUGGAUGACAUGAAAGUGAUAGAAAUCGGCGGAAAGGGAUCUGCCGAAUUACCCCAGGGCCUCCAGUUGCAACCCAGUCCACCAAACCAUCAUCGGUCUUACCAAGCAAGUUACGAUCGUCGAUACUGGAUUCGGGAUGCUCCUGCUGCCACUCGACCUUCAUCGUCCAAUCUCACGCCUCGUUCCAAGGCACGGGUUUUGUCAUCUUCCAGCAUCCCUUCGCGUGAAGCUACUCCGGAGCCGACUGCCCUAACCCCCCCGCCAUCAUCAAUUAGUUCGAGAUUGCAGAAGGAAAAAAAGGAGGAUAGGAAGGAUGGAAAGAAGAAGGGAUUUUUCCACUUUUGA